Molecule: messenger RNA, 273 nt
Organism: Lottia gigantea (owl limpet)
Lineage: Eukaryota; Metazoa; Mollusca; Gastropoda; Lottiidae
Exons: 1
Source: RefSeq, a predicted model, not a curated record
UUUAUGACAAUAAUAUUAAUAAUAAUGAUAAUAAUAAUGAUAAUAAUAAUAAUAAUAAUAAUAAUAUUAAUAAUAAUGAUAAUAAUAAUAAUAAUAAUAAUAAUAAUAAUAAUGAUAAUAAUAAUAAUGAUAAUAAUAAUAAUAAUAAUAAUAAUAAUAAUAAUAAUAAUAAUAAUAAUAUUAAUAAUAAUGAUAAUAAUAAUAAUAAUAAUAAUAAUAAUAAUAAUAAUAAUAAUAUUAAUAAAAAUGAUAAAUAAAAUGAUAAUAAUAAUA